Ictidomys tridecemlineatus (thirteen-lined ground squirrel) is the source of this 1717-nucleotide messenger RNA. Its product is annotated as tubulin beta chain. Gene Ontology annotation, cellular component: microtubule. Gene Ontology annotation, biological process: microtubule-based process. The record is from RefSeq and is a predicted model, not a curated record. NCBI's taxonomy places the organism in Eukaryota, Metazoa, Chordata, Mammalia, Rodentia, Sciuridae. Gene Ontology annotation, molecular function: GTPase activity; structural constituent of cytoskeleton; GTP binding.
CUCAGGAUUUCAUGUCAGCCUCCUUUACAGCAACCCCUGAAGGGAAAGACUCAAGAGCAAGAAGAGCUUCUAAUGAGGCUUAAUAGGCUACAGGUCACUUGAUGGGACCAGGGAAAACAGUGAAUCAAAUUAAAGUAAUGAAGGCCAAAAGCAGAGCCUGUGACCAAGAUUCAGACAUCUGCCUAGAGUCCCUCUUUCCCUCUGAUCACACUGUGCCUUCCUCUUGCCUCAUGGUACUGCAUGAGAGUAUUGAACAAUGUUCCCCUAGUUGCAGAGGCGGCUGAAUUUUGUCAAACGUUUUCUCUUCCUCAACUUGUUUUUUUUUUUCCACCUUGGGAUGAUCGCCAGCAUUUUUGAGGUUCACUGAUAACAUUCAGUCUUGCAGACAGUCUUAGGUAACCAAAGCAUAUCUAAAAGGUUUUGUAAGACUAGUCUCACCUUCUCCACAGUGCAAAUGACAGCAUCCAGAAUCCUUGUCCAUUUGUGUCUCAUAUUCUCUUUCCUGUGGUAGGCCAGAGUGGUGCAGGGAAUAACUGGGCCAAGGGCCACUACACAGAGGGAGCCGAGCUGGUGGACUCUAUGCUGGAUGUGGUGAGAAAGGAGGCGGAGAGCUGUGACUGUCUGCAGGGCUUCCAACUGACCCACUCCUUGGGGGGCGGCACUGGCUCGGGCAUGGGCACCCUGCUCAUCAGCAAGAUCCGGGAGGAGUACCCAGACCGCAUCAUGAACACUUUCAGUGUCGUGCCUUCACCUAAGGUGUCAGACACUGUGGUGGAGCCCUAUAAUGCCACCCUGUCUGUCCACCAGCUCUUGGAAAACACGGAUGAAACCUUUUGCAUCGACAACGAGGCCCUGUAUGACAUCUGUUUCCGCACCCUAAAGCUGACCACCCCCACGUAUGGUGAUCUCAACCACCUGGUAUCAGCCACCAUGAGUGGGGUCACCACGUGCCUGCGCUUCCCGGGCCAGCUGAACGCAGACCUGCGCAAGCUGGCCGUGAACAUGGUGCCCUUCCCCCGCCUGCACUUCUUCAUGCCUGGCUUCGCGCCCCUGACCAGCAGGGGCAGCAUGCAGUACCGCGCCCUGACGGUGCCCGAGCUCACCCAGCAGAUGUUCGACGCCAAGAACAUGAUGGCCGCGUGUGACCCCCGCCAUGGCCGCUACCUGGCAGUGGCUGCCAUCUUCCGAGGCCGCAUGUCUAUGAGGGAGGUGGACGAGCAGAUGCUCAACAUGCAGAACAAGAACAGCAGCUACUUCGUGGACUGGAUCCCCCACAACGUGAAGACGGCCGUGUGCGACAUCCCACCGCGGGGCCUCAAGAUGUCAGCCACCUUCAUUGGCAAUAACACAGCCAUCCAGGAGCUCUUCCAGCGCAUCUCUGAGCAGUUCACUGCCAUGUUCCGGCGCAAGGCCUUCCUGCACUGGUACACAGGCGAGGGCAUGGAUGAGAUGGAGUUCACUGAGGCUGAGAGCAACAUGAACGACCUGGUGGCCGAGUACCAGCAGUACCAGGAUGCCACUGCUGAGGAACAGGAAGAGUUCGACGAGGAUGAAGAGGAAGAGGUCGAGGAGGCUUAGGAACUUCUCAACCUCCUGCGUCAACUUGUUGUCCACCAGCUCCUCUAUGAUUGUCAACUAAGCUGCUCAGGUGUGUCUGUCCAAGUGCACUGUACUGAUAAUAUCUGUACUCCUAAUUCAGGGCUCCAUACUCUCCCAA